Stylonychia lemnae is the source of this 825-nucleotide messenger RNA. Lineage: Eukaryota; Ciliophora; Spirotrichea; Sporadotrichida; Oxytrichidae. The record is from the annotation of a GenBank genome assembly.
AUGGAGAUGCAUCAGAAAAAGUUACUGGAUAUUAAGUCUAAGAACACUAAAAUAGAAUCUAAGAGAAUAGAGGACAUCUUGCAUAGAAAACAUGAAGAAAAGAUAAGAAACUUUGAAUUCAUGAAAUAAGAAAAGGAAUUAGAAGUUAAUAGAAACAAUAAAAAGCUAUUGGAGAAGCUAGUAGAGAUAUCAAAGGGAAAACAUUUAGGAGUAGAAACACUGACCCCAGUAAAUCACAGCUUGGGGACAAGCAGCAUGUUCAGACCUAAAUCUUUGAAUAUCGUGUCUAGGAAGAAGGAAAGCUAGAAAAUAGAAGAGGACAAUUUCAAGUUUGCGAAACGACUGUUUGAGUCGCAUGGCCUUAUAUCAGUUAAGGAAAUGAAGGAGUAAUUUAAGGAGCAUGUCAAGAUUAAAAAGCAUGUCAGGAAAUUGAAUGGCAAGAUUGAUAAAGAUGGUAAAAAGCAGAGGCAUGGAUUGCUUCCUCCAAUAAAUUCUUCAGCUCAGAAAAAUAAAUCGAUUGCUCAAAAUGAUGACACACACAAAUCUCAACCAAAUAUUGGCACCAACGAAAAUGUUACUACUGAACUUAGUUAAUCAAAUGCAACUGGCACAAUGAGUAAUAACAACGUUAUAGCAUAAAAUCCUAUAACCUUAGAGAAGAAACUGCCAGUACCCUAAUCUUAAGAUGUACAGUAAAUGCCUGAUAAUAUCUCGCCAUUAAUCACUUCUGAUUAAAAUUAAGCUGAUCAUCAACAGUAAAGUAAAAUAGUCUCUGUAUCUAAUGACUAUGAAAUCUAGCCUCUAGCUCAAAAGCAAACUCAAUGA